AUGCCUUCCGAAACUGAGGAGGAUUUGAAGGCUAGACAUUCGCAAGAAAAGAAGGAUUUGGUUGGUAAGAGAUUCACAUUUGUAUUAUAAUAGUAUACUUGCAGCUCAAGUCACAUCUCUGAAACGUUCAUUCAAUAAAAACGAUAGCAAGCGCAAAAAGGAAGUGCAAGCUCAAGUCCAGAAGUUAGAAAAUGAUUUGAAAGUUCGCCAUGAGAGAGAGUUGAAUGAUUUGGUUAGUCAGACGUCUACCUUGAAGAUAACUGAGGACAAGCCGGUUCCUCAAAAUGAAGUGAAAAGUGAGGACGGUGGAGAAAAGAAGAGGACAAAAGCUCAGAAGAACAGAGUGAGUUGUUUUCAUUUUAUAUAUGCGAAUUUAGGAAAAAAAAGAAGAGAAAGAUCGACGGAUGAGAGAAGCCAUGAAACAAGAUGCUUUGAAUGCGGCUACAGGGAAAGGAGCGCUCGAAAGUGAGAAGAUUAGAAGUAUAUUGGAAGAGAGGGGAUUGAAGUUAGUAGAUAUUCUACCAGAUGGUGACUGCAUGUAUAAUGCUUUGGCCGAUCAGUUAUCGAUACAAGAUCCGGCUUCAACUAUCACAGGGGAGGGGGUCCGAGAAUUGACUGCGAAUCAUUUGAUUGCCAAUAAAGAUACUUUCCUGCCUUUUCUGGGAAAUGGCGAUCUGGAUGACGAAGGAUUCGAAGAGUGAGUUUACGUUAUAUUUAUAACACUUUUAUUAAUUUAGUUACUGCAAUAAAGUUAGGAAUCCUUGCCGAGAUGGCGGUGAAUGGGGUGGCUCGCCAGAGCUCCAGGCAAUUAGCACGGCUUUGGAGAAGCCUGUGGAAGUUCUCCAUGCAGAUGGUGCUCCUCAUUGCUUCGGUGAAAACUUUGCUGGACCUCCUCUUGUUUUAACUUAUCAUCGAUAUGCAUACACGCUUGGUGAACAUUAUAAUUCUACGGCCAAAGCCUGA
Messenger RNA from Bursaphelenchus xylophilus (pine wood nematode), 963 nucleotides. NCBI's taxonomy places the organism in Eukaryota, Metazoa, Nematoda, Chromadorea, Rhabditida, Aphelenchoididae. The record is from the annotation of a GenBank genome assembly.